UAUCUCUUUACCUCAUUUCGAUCGAGACAGGUGUAGAAUCAGUAAGGUGGUCGAGCUUGUGUGUUAUUUUGGUGGAAAACGUAAAGAAAAGUUAAAAUGACGAGUAUAGAGACCGUGGGUGCUUUAAUUUUGAAGAUUCUUAAGUUGGUACUCAAUUUGAUCAUCCUGAUUUUGUAUAGAACCGGAUACGGCGGUGGAUUUUUGGGAGUCGGCGGAACAUGGAAUUUAAACGAAGAGAAGAAUCCAGAUGCUGAAAUUGUCGCGUCUGGAGUCUUCGUAGGAUACUUUAUCUAUACUUGCGUCUCCAUCAUAAGUUUAUGCUUUGCGACAGCCGAUCACAAAAACACCUUCACUGACAUUUUAAUGAAUAUUAUUGGCGUGUUCUUGUGGGUGGCAGUAGGGGCUACAGCUCUUCACUACUGGAGUGGUUACCUCGUGGAACACAAAUAUCUAACAUCUGCUUCAGAACGAGAGGUCGGUCUUGCGAUGGGUUCUUUGUGUAUACUAAGUGGAGCAGCUUACCUUGUUGACACAGUCUUGGCCAUAAUUUUCGUUAUCAAAGCCAAAAUGUAAUUUUUUAUAUCCAAUUUUGUAUUUAUCUUAGCGACGAGUAAAUUUUUUUUAUAAAAGCUACGCUAUUCGGAUACAUUUUAAUUUUUUGUUUAAUAUCAUCAUUCAUCACCAUGAUUCAAAACUUUGUGAAUAGCUAUGCAGUUUCUAACCAUGAUAGCGUAACGUUAUAAGAAAUAACUCUCUCAUUAGCUUCCAAUGAAAUUCGAACUUCUUUUUUGUCGUGUUUUUGAUAAUUUAGUGGUGAAUUAUAAGAAGUUUGAAUUUCUGUCGAAUCAUAUGUAACUUACAGCAUCCAUGUGACAAAUCUUGGAAAAAUUUUGAAGUAUUAUUAAGUAUCUUAGAUUUGGUUAAGAAAUAAAAAAUUACAAAAAAUGAUCUUGGUUCCAUGAUGGUGAAAAAGUAUACGGUCUUUUAAUAUGUAGCUGAUAUAAAAAAUAGUUUAUUACGAGUAUUAAUUAGAGUGAAGUAUCUUCUAAAAAUAUAGCUAAGUUAGUUUUAUUUCCGAAUUUUGGGGCAUUAAUAUAGAAUCUGUACCUCAUGUAUGGCCAGAUCACUUUUUGUCAUGCCUUAGUGGUAAUUUUAAUGAAAUUUUUGUAUUGAUUUGUAUUCUUCAUUAUAUUUAUUCAUCGACAGUGUGCUAUCAUUAUCCAAAACGUUCCACUUCGCAUGGAAUUUUCAUAUCAGACUUUGCAUUUACGCAGGAAAUAAAUAUUUUAAUGCGUACAUAGUUUACCUUAUGUUUGUUAUUUGUUGUGAAUAGCGUUAAUAAAGUUAGUGAAUUUUGUA
This is a messenger RNA of Zophobas morio, 1359 nucleotides long. RefSeq names its product protein snakeskin (gene Ssk). The record is from RefSeq and is a predicted model, not a curated record. Gene Ontology annotation, cellular component: plasma membrane. Gene Ontology annotation, biological process: septate junction assembly. The transcript is spliced from 4 exons. Bases 97 to 573 code for a protein of 158 amino acids. NCBI's taxonomy places the organism in Eukaryota, Metazoa, Arthropoda, Insecta, Coleoptera, Tenebrionidae.